CAUAAUUUCACUCACUUCUUGGAUUGAAUUUUCAUGGAGAGCACCGAUUCUUCCUCCGCCUCCCACCACCUCCCUAUCCAGCUGCCGCCGGGAUUCCGCUUCCACCCCACCGAUGAAGAGCUAGUUGUCCACUAUCUUAAAAAGAAGGCUGCUUCAGCUCCUCUCCCCGUCGCCAUCAUUUCGGACGUUGAUCUGUACAAGUUUGAUCCUUGGGAGCUACCAAGUAAGUCUACGUUUGGAGAGAAGGAGUGGUACUUUUUCAGUCCAAGAGACCGGAAAUACCCCAACGGCGCUAGGCCUAACCGGGCGGCAACUUCUGGGUAUUGGAAAGCCACCGGAAUUGAUAAGCCUAUACUAACUUCUGAUGGAACUCGAAAGGUUGGUGUGAAGAAAGCACUGGUUUUCUAUGGUGGUAAGCCUCCUAAAGGGAUUAAAACUAAUUGGAUUAUGCAUGAAUACCGUCUCGUUGAUAAUAUGAAUAAUUCUGCCUCAAAGCUUCCUGGUGUUGCUUCAACGACCCAGAAAGGAUCUUUAAGGCUUGAUGAUUGGGUUUUAUGCCGGAUUUACAAGAAAAACAACUCGCAGAAACCUACGGACAGGGACAAGGAGGAUUCAAUGGCGGGUUUGUUUUGUACACUUCCAUUAAUGCAUCCAAAACCCUCUGCAGCUUCAGCUUCAGCUUCCAAACCUACAAGUUUCGUCUCGGUGAUUGAAGAUGAAGAGAAUUUCUUUGAAGGGAUACUAACAGGAAAGAUUCACGGCAUGCAAAAUAGUUCAAAAAUUUCUCAUCAUCAUCAGUUACCCUGUUCAAGCCCCAAUCCAAAUAUCUCCACCAUACACUUUGCUUCUACUUCGAAUAACACUCUUCCAGUAAAAAAUCUACUCCCAUCUCAAUACUGGGAUGAAGCUGCUCCUGCAGGAUCAUCACCCAUGGCAGCUUCCUCAGGGAAGCGUUUUCAUGGUGAUCUUAACAGUUGUACUACUGCUACCGACGAUAACUCCUCGUUUGUUUCUUUGCUGAGGCAGCUUCCACAGGGUACACCAUUUCACCCUAACACGUUUCUUGGUGAUAACGUUUUGAGACAACAGUUUCAGCUUCCUAGCAUGAACUGGAACACAUAAUAAUUAAUCAGACACAUAUCUCUAUAUGUAUACAUACAUAUAUACAAAUCUAUGGAUGUUGUUAGAAUGCUUAGAUGAGAUAAUUUCAGUGUAAUCAGUCGAGACCUUUAAUUUCUAUUAUUACUUUUCGUUUUCCCUUCAA
Manihot esculenta (cassava) is the source of this 1264-nucleotide messenger RNA. RefSeq names its product NAC transcription factor 25. Bases 34 to 1122 code for a protein of 362 amino acids. Lineage: Eukaryota; Viridiplantae; Streptophyta; Magnoliopsida; Malpighiales; Euphorbiaceae. The transcript has 3 exons. The record is from RefSeq and is a predicted model, not a curated record. Gene Ontology annotation, biological process: system development; regulation of DNA-templated transcription. Gene Ontology annotation, molecular function: DNA binding.